Messenger RNA from Cannabis sativa, 1594 nucleotides. RefSeq lists its product as uncharacterized. Lineage: Eukaryota; Viridiplantae; Streptophyta; Magnoliopsida; Rosales; Cannabaceae. The transcript has 2 exons. The coding region runs from base 695 to 1507 and encodes 270 amino acids. The record is from RefSeq and is a predicted model, not a curated record.
AAGUCAAAAAUAAGAUGAUUGAAUUUGUACUAAAAGGGCAGGCCAGACAUGUUUUUAAAAAAAAUUUAUUAAUUGCCCACUUAAUUAAGAGUAUUGUUAUUGAGUAUUAGUAGUGUCACAUAUUUUUUAUAAGUAGCGUUUCACGAUUGAUAAACGAUAUUCCUUAUAAGUUAUACUUUUUAAGUUAUAUGUAACUUGAUACUUAAUUACACUAAUACUAAUAUGACACUGAAAAAGAUGCUAGACACCAAUAAUAUCUUUUAGCAAUUCUCAAUAAUUAAUUAUUUUCAUGCUAAUAAUCAUGUAAACUUAGGAAACCAAGUAUGAUAGCACCGUGUCUUAAGAUACUUUCUCUCUAUGCCCAAAAAGUCAUGAAUAAUUAAGAAAAUAAGUAAUAAUGAAUGAUAAUAAAAAAGAGAAAAGGUUAUGAAGGGUAGUUUAGUAAAUUGAAAUGAUUAAAGUGUGGAAUGGGAAUUUACUUUUUUGGGGGGCUUUGAAUUUUGAAAUUCUUUCUCUCUUGUCUUUUUUAAGUGUGAAGAAAGAAGAAGUAGUAGUACUGAAAAAUAAAAGAGGAAUCAAUAUCAUGCCUGCCAAAGCAAAAAGAGUGAUGAGAGAAGUGAAGAUGGGAUUGGGUUUGUAAUAAAAAAGAAAAAAGGUUUCUUGAUGUUGUUGUUUGAUAUUUUCACAACUUCAAAUGAAACUUGUUUGUUUCUUCUCUUCUUCUCUUUCUUCACAUUUUUCUAUUAUCAGUUUUGAUCCUAUAACUAACUUGUUCAUGCAAAAUCCAAAGAACUCAAACACAACAAGAAACACACACAGGACGAAGCCUUGGUAUCAGAAAGCAAUGGAGGUGGGGAGUCUAUGGAGAACAAUUUCCAAUUACAAGUCCACAACCACAAACGACACUACUAAUACACUAACACUAUGGAAGACAAUAUCCAAAACGACAACAGAAUUGUCAAGUGGUAGUACUACAACGACAUCAAAUUCUAAUAGACAAAAUAAUACCACUACUACCAAUAAUAAUAAGCUAAGAAAAUGUAGUUCCCUUAAAGUGGCCACUUCAUUGACUAGGGUAUGCCUCUGUGCACCCAUAUCAUCCUACAAUGAAGUGUUUAGAAGAGUUGAGAUGAACAACAACAACAACAACAACAUUCCUCCUAGAAGGAGCAAUAGUUAUCCAAGAUCAUCAUCAUCAUCAUCAUCAUCUAAUCAUCAUAUUAUUAAGCAUAUCAAUAAUAAUCAAGAUCAUCAAAUUAGGGUUUCUAGUACAAGUGGGAGGCAUAGCAUGGAAGGUUCUAGAAGAGUGAUAUUUAGAGGGAAAUCAUUAAGUGAAGAUGUUUUGAUGAGAAGAUUUGUGGUGGAUGAAGAGGCUUCUAUGAUGAAACUUAGGCGAAGGAACCAAAUGGAACUCAUUAGAAGAGGAAAUCUCAUGAAGAGGAACAAGCUUGGCCCUAGCCCUCUUAGCUCAAUGGUCAUGGCUACUCCCACUCAUCACCAAAUUUAAUUCAUUACUUUUUAUUAUUAUUUAAGCAUUAAUUCAUUAAUCUACUUCUCUUUUUAUAUUAUUAAUAAUAUAUAUCAUUUCACCAAA